AUGACGCAGACUGCAGCUGGGAAAUCAACGGGAGGUGUUCUUCAAAUCCCUAUCGCAGCGACACAGAAGAACGCCGCCAACGCUGCCGCCGCCGGCCCCACGCCUAAGAAAGCACCCAAACCAGCUGCACCACGGCUCAAGCUCCUAGUGCGGAGACUACCUCCGGGAUUAACACAGGCAGAGUUUGAGACUGCUAUAGGCCCUGAAUGGAAAAUUGGAGCGGGAAAGAUUGAUUGGUUCCAAUAUAAGCCGGGCAAGAUUUCUAAGGACCCAGCGAAGCCGUCACGACCCUCGCGUGCCUACGUUCACGUUGUGUCCAGCGACCAUAUCAUCCCAUUCUCGAAUAAGGUUCGUCAGGUAUCUUUCACAGACGCUCGAAACACCUUCAACGAUCCCAUUCUGUUGGGGCCCCCCUCCGUGGAAUAUGCACCGUUUGCGAAAAUCCCCGGGAGCCGUGUACGGAAAGAUGCUCGCCAAGGGACUAUUGACCAGGACCCCGAUUUCAUUGCCUUCCUCGAAAGUCUUACACAACCGAUCACCAAACCGCCUACGGUCGAGAAUGCCACUGAUGCUGAGGAUAAGAAGGAGAAGAAGGAGACCGUGACCACCACACCUUUGGUGCAAUAUAUCAAAGAGAAGAAAGCGAACAAAGCGAAGGAUAGUUCCAACAAAUCCUCGAAGCACGCGAAAGCCGAUAAGGAGACCAAGGCGGAAAAGGUUCAAGCAAAGAAACUACUCCAGCGGCCCGAUAGGGAAACGGCGCAGGCCCCGGAGAAAAAUGAAAAGAAAUCCAAGGCGGAUAAAGCCACCAAGGAAGCUGUGAGAGCAGCGAACAAACAGGCUGCCAAUGUCGCCAAACAAGCCACGAGGGCCGCAGCACAGAACUCGCCCAAGGACACCGGUCAGUCUACCCCAACCACGGAGCGCAGACGGGAACGGGGAAGCGUUGCGGCCGCAGCCAAGAUUCUCCAGCGAGACUUGGGCCUGGCACCAUCUGGCGGUCGUCGCAAGGGUGGCAAGGGCGGUUCGGCGGAGACGGAUACAUCCAAAACUGAGCCGACGAGUGCCGAAUCGGGCAAGAAGGAGACCCCCCCGAAAACAUCGAGAGGCGCCUCAUCACAGAACGCAAAGGUCAAGGGAAACGUGCCACAGCCCAAUGAGCCGACAUCCCAGUCCGAAGCGAACACACCUCCCGCCAGCACUCCGCCCACCUCGGGUAAAUCUUCGAAAUCGAAAGGGAAACAGGCACCGUCCGCAGCCUCUACAGCGACGCAAGCUUUCCUCAAGCAUGCCAAUCCCUCGCAGGGGGUGACGGAGCCAUUGUUAGAAGCGGCAUUUAAGACAUUCGGCAAGGUCGUGAAGGUAGAGAUUGAUAAGAAGAAGGGCUUUGGAUAUAUUGAUUUCGCAGAGCCAGACGGACUACAAAAGGCGAUCGCCGCCAGCCCUGUAUCGGUCGCCCAAAGCCAAGUUGUGGUGCUGGAACGCAAGAUUAACCCUGGUGGAGAGAAGGGCCGAGGCAAGAACCGCAAUGAGCCUCAGCCUACCAACGCUGGUGGCAACAAUAACAACACCAAUGCCAAUGGUGGUCGUGGGGGUAAAUCAAAUGAGGGUGGCUCGGGAUCAUCGCGUGGACGCGGCGGACGAUCGAAGAAAGGCGGUGGUGGUGGUGGUAAGGCAAGUGGCGGAGGUAACGCCAAUGCGAAUGCGCCUGAGGGGACUUCCAAGGAGGCUAAAUGA
Messenger RNA from Aspergillus caelatus, 1737 nucleotides. RefSeq names its product putative nonsense-mediated mRNA decay protein Upf3. Gene Ontology annotation, molecular function: mRNA binding. Bases 1 to 1737 code for a protein of 578 amino acids. The transcript is spliced from 2 exons. Gene Ontology annotation, biological process: positive regulation of translation; nuclear-transcribed mRNA catabolic process, nonsense-mediated decay. The record is from RefSeq and is a predicted model, not a curated record. Lineage: Eukaryota; Fungi; Ascomycota; Eurotiomycetes; Eurotiales; Aspergillaceae. Gene Ontology annotation, cellular component: nucleolus; cytoplasm.